This is a messenger RNA of Halichondria panicea, 3146 nucleotides long. RefSeq names its product serine/threonine-protein kinase MARK2-like. Gene Ontology annotation, cellular component: cytoplasm. The record is from RefSeq and is a predicted model, not a curated record. Bases 319 to 2970 code for a protein of 883 amino acids. Gene Ontology annotation, molecular function: ATP binding; protein serine/threonine kinase activity. The transcript has 9 exons. Gene Ontology annotation, biological process: protein phosphorylation; intracellular signal transduction. NCBI's taxonomy places the organism in Eukaryota, Metazoa, Porifera, Demospongiae, Suberitida, Halichondriidae.
GGGGGGCGUAGCUCAACACAGCCAGUCUAGCUGAGUCCCGAGCAUUGUAAACGUCAAGCUGCAAGAGAUCUAACUCGUUAUCUAAUUAUCGCCUAUUUGUUCUAAAGGUGCUUUCUCAUCAAUUUGCAGCUCUCAAAGGUGAGCAUUUUCGCACCUGUAUAAGCAUUCAGCCGACAAGACAACAGUAACAGAGCUGGAGCUGUAUUCAGCCCGCAAGACAACAGUAAACUGAGCUGGAGCUGUAUUUAGCUAGCAAGACAACAGUAAACUGAGCUGGAGCUGUAUUCUGUGAGCUGAUCUGCUACCCAGUGUGUCUUGAUGAGUAUGACUCACGGUUCAAAUGGUGGUAAAGGAAGCGAUGAAGCCCCCCCACCAAGACCCCCCUCACAGCAGAGCAGUGGUAGCUCUGGAGGGUCCAAGCUUAAGUGUAUCGGGAGAUACGUGUUCUCUGGGGUCACAUUGGGGAAAGGAAACUUCGCAAGAGUUGAAUCUGCUUUCCAUACGAUCAUACAAGCAAAGGUUGCAAUAAAGAUCAUCGAGACUGACAAAAUAAAAGAGGAUUACGUUCGGAAGAAUCUGCUUCGUGAAGCACAGCUAAUGAGACGAUUGCACCACCCAAACAUCAUCAGGCUCUAUGAGACGAUGAAGACGAGUAAUCUGUACUGUCUUGUGACUGAGAUAGCGGAUGGAGGAGAACUUCUCUCGUACGUUCGCAACGAUUUCAAGGAAAGACGACUCACUGAAGCUACCGCAAGGCCCUUCAUUAGACAGCUUGUUUCGGCUCUCGAUCAUCUUCACAGCACGGGCAUAGUUCAUCGGGAUCUCAAGAUGGAAAACAUUUUACUCGACAAGAGGAAGAGAAACAUCAAAAUCGUUGAUUUUGGUCUGAGCAACUCCACAAAGCCUGGCAGUCUUCUCCAGACACACUGUGGAAGUCCUGAGUACGCCGCACCUGAACUCUUCAUUCCAGGACGAGAGUACGGCCCUGAGGUUGAUGUCUGGAGCUUGGGUGUCAAUCUGUACGGCAUGUUGGUGGGAAGGCUUCCGUUCCGAUCUCCUCGUCAAGGCUCAAAGAGACGCCAGAAACUUCUCGAACAAAUCACAGGAGGUAUUAGUGAAUUCCACGAGAAAGAAAUGGCACACGUCUCAAUUGGAGCAAAAGAUUUGAUAAAUCGACUACUUCAGCCGGAUUCUCGAAGACGAGCUCAGCUGCAUGAGGUAAUGCAACAUCCUUGGGUCACAAAGAAUGGUGAACAUCCGCUCUUGCCCUACGAGGAAUCACCUAUCGAUUCUGCAACCAAGGCUUAUUUGAUCGAUCUAAUGUCCUCUAACUUGGGAGUGAGUUCGUUUGAUGUGAAAGAUGCUGUAAAACGGGAUCGCUGUGACUGGUUGGCAGCUAUCUACAACCUCCUCAUUGACCAACCAGAGGGUCGAAACCACAUCCAGCAAGCAAACGAAGACCCUGAAAACCAACUGGUGGAUGCACAGCACUAUCAAGGAUCUAUGGAGCAUUUCCGACUGAGUCAAGCCGACUCACUGGAUGCUUCUUCUGGGGUAACUGGUGCUGUGGUUAGUACCAAAGGUCAAGGACGAAGCUAUCGACACUCACAAGCACUGUCUCAAACCCACCCUCAAUCUCAGCCUGAAAGCAGUGAGUACGUCUCUUCAACUCUCCCGCUGACCAAGCGAGAAAAGAAGCAUCACCGAUCCCAGGAAAGCCGCCAGCUUGGCCCUCCACGAGUGUUAAACCCUCUGCAACCCCCCGGCUUCAAUAGACGAGCCUCUAUUGCUAAUCCUUACGACACACCCAAUCAUCAGACACCGUAUCAGUCUAGUCGUGAUCCCAUACUCUCCCACUACUACCAUCAACAGCCUUCUGAAAAGAGGCGCUCAAGUUCGAGAGGGAGGCGUCUCCCGUCCACUCCCGCUGAGGAGCCCUAUCACAGAGCGUCACGAGAACCUCCUAGGUCUCACUCGAGAGCUGAAUCGAUGCCAGACCCUCUACCACUGCCCUGGAGACAGAAUAUUGCUACGAUGUCACAACUGGCAAGAUCCCCUCUACCAGAAACCACCACUCCACCACCGAAAUCUAGCUCACCCCGGGAUGAAACCAGACACAGCUCUCAAAAUGAAUCAUCAGUUUCGCCACUUGGGCAACUAAAACCGAACAAAAAAAGUUUGAAACCAAUUCGCCCCAAAAGUCAUUCCCUGGGCAGCAAAAGUUUAUCGCGUUCAGUUGAUACGAAUCUGCACCAGAGAAUGCAUGACGUGUCCCGUCAACACACCAGGUCUGUCAUGUGGCCUCCGCAGACUCAACAAAUCGGUCCCUUGCAAAAAAUAAGCACCAAUGGGAGGUCAAGUGUUGGGAACGGCUGGCAAAGUCCAAACGGUAUUCACAGCAAGAAGGCUCUUCCUAAAGACAUCCAAGGUCUAAUGGAGGAGAAAUCUACCACUCCACGUUCUGCGUACACCUCAAUUCAAGACAUACCCCAAGAAUUGAACCAACUCGAGGAAAACGGAUCGAUUGUCAGUGUUGAUAUACAGCCCGAACUGUUCAAACCUCUUCACUAUGAAUUACAUCAUGAUAUGUCCAAGCACCAGCAGCACCCCCUAAACUUGCACAUGAACUCUGGGGAGACGUUAAAAGUCGACCCGAUAUCCGGAGCCGAAGUCUCCCACUAUCGCAGUCACACUCGCCAGCCGCACUCCAGGAGUACCUCCGCUAGGCUACCGUCUCCCGGUUACCAGGGGAAACGACUCGAUAUGGCUUCACCUUCUGGUUAUGCGAGCGCAGAAAUGAUGUAUCACCAUCACCAUAGCAAUGGCGAUAUCUACCACAAUGACCACGAACAGGCAUUAAGGAAUAGUGGUCAAAAGAGCAGUACUGGUGGGAUUCUGGGAAAAGCAUUCAAGUUCAAGAACUCCAAACAGAAGAGCGCCAGCACUACUCUUCACCCUAAAGCACUCUGACUUGCACUAACUAAUUACUAUAAUAACAUGUAGAGAUAUUUUUGCACUUUCCAUUAUGUUUUUUUGAUCAUACAUUAUACCUUUAAUUAUUUAAUUUGUGUCUGUGUGUGUGGAUGCAUGCUGUUUUUAUACCACCAGCCCUUGAGGUCUUUGUCAAUCAUAAUAACUAUGCUGUA